Molecule: messenger RNA, 2007 nt
Organism: Rotaria sp. Silwood1
Lineage: Eukaryota; Metazoa; Rotifera; Eurotatoria; Philodinida; Philodinidae
Source: the annotation of a GenBank genome assembly
AUGUUAUCAAUGAAUACAAUAGCUGCUGCUUUACUUGAUAUACAUGCUGAUCCAUCGUUACUUUCCAUCAUCGAUCAAUGGUGGUGUCCGACAUGUUCCAUUCAAACGGAAGAUGUUCCUCUUUGUGAAAAGUGUCAAAAAAUGUUUCAGCUAUUCGUAGACGAUCUUUCUGAUGAUGACCAAUCGAAAUCGAUCAUAUUUCGUUAUCAAUAUCCAAUCAACGAAAAAGCUAACAAUGUGCAAUUUGGGGCACGUAAUCCAUCAAAGCCUAUUUCAGAUGACGAUCAAAUGAUUUUGAUCAACUCUGAUAUGCAAGGAUCUGAAACAUGUAUGUCAUUAACUGUUCGUGAUCGUCGACAUAAGCAUGAAUCUGGUGCUGAAAUUAUAUUUCAAAAAAUAAUUAAAAAUUAAAUAACAAAGGUUGCUCCAUCAUCCGAGAAUGAUCGUAAAUUAUCAUGGAUAAUAUUUUCAUCACCUACACCGAGUGAUAUCAAACAAGGUGCUUUAGGCAAUUGCUGGCUUGUAGCUGCUUUAGCUUUAAUUUCUGAACGAUCUCGUUUACUUGAGCAUAUUCUUCUUACAAAAACAGUUAAUAAUGAAGGUGUUUAUCUUGUACGUAUUUGUCAUAAUGGUUUGUGGAAAACAAUUAUUGUUGAUGAUUUCUUUCCAUGCACAAAAUAUGAUCAUCUUGUCUUCGCUCAAGGUAAACGUCGUCAAAUGUAUGUUCCAUUGAUCGAAAAAGCAUGUGCCAAACUAUUCGGUUCUUAUGAAGCUUUGAGAGGUGGGAAUAUGUCUGAAGGUCUACAAUUAUUGACUGGAGCACCAUGUGAUUAUAUUGAUCUUAAACCAUCGGAUACUCCACUUGAUGGUGAUAGCGUCUGGGCUCAGCUAAUGUCUGCUUGUGAAUCAAAAUUAUUGAUUGGAACAUCAUCAGGUGCAACUGGUGUCAACUCAGAAGAAUAUGCUCGUGUUCACAUUCAUAAUAAUCAUGCAUUUUCUGUUCUUGCUGCCCAUGCACUCAAUAAUGAAUCAUCUCGCUUUGUUCUUGUUCGUGAUCCUCAUUCUUAUUCAAAUUAUCGAGAAUCAUCCGUCACAGAAAAUGUUCUGAAACAAUUACGUUUAGUUAAUUCUGCAAAUCGCUCUACAGGUGCUUUUUGGAUAUCAUGGCCUCGGUUUCUUCGUUAUUUUUCAUCAUUAACUAUUUCAACUUAUAAUAGUGAUCAUUUUGAUAUACGUGAACAAUUUAAAUUUACUCGAUCAUCUACUCAACCUAUUAUGACUUAUCAUUUUCAUGUGCCAAAAACAUCAUCAGUCAAUAUAAGUCUGAUACAUCAUCGUCAUGAUCGAACAGCACGUAGUUCUCUUACUCUGUCAUUCGUUUUAUGCGAUACUGACGAAUUAGCAUCGACUGGUAUUAUUGGUAAACGAGAAAGCAUAUUGAUAGGUAAAAAUGGAUCUUUUACAUAUUGGACAGGUUCAUUAAGAGCUGGUUAUUAUGUACUUAUACCUUUCUCAACUAGUUUCUGGCAAAGUCAUAAAGAAAACAGAGAUUUUACUAUUGUCAUACAUUCAAGUGUUCAACUUGAUUUAGCUAAGAAAAAUAAACCGACAACAUUUCUUGCUGAUUGUCUCAUUUCAGCUGUUAUGAAAAAUUCUAAAAAAAAUCAAGAUAAUGAAGCUAGCUUUUAUAUAUCAUCAGGUAAAUUAGGAUCGAAGAUAUUCAUCGUCGAGAAUCUAUCAACAACAAAAUGGUUAAGUCUUGACAUGGAUAUAAAACAUGCAACAAACGUUCAUCAUUCUCGUCUCAUUAACUUGCCAAAUAAGAGUCAUGAUUGUAUCCCACCUCGACAUCGUCAAGUGGUAUUUAUUGCUGAAUGGACUGAGAAACAAGGAAAAUCUGCUAUUUUGAAUUAUUCGUAUUCGUACAGACAUGAAAAACAAGCGACUGAUCCACGACCGUCAAUUAACAUUUCUCAAUAUGAUUUACAUUCACCGCGAGCAUUUUAG